This is a messenger RNA of Triticum turgidum subsp. durum (durum wheat), 1206 nucleotides long. The record is from the annotation of a GenBank genome assembly. Lineage: Eukaryota; Viridiplantae; Streptophyta; Magnoliopsida; Poales; Poaceae.
AUGGACGCCGUCGUGAUGCAGCUGCACCCCGGCGCCAUCGCGGUGACGGUCGUGGCCUUGGCCUCGGCGUACAUGGUGUGGUUCUGGGCGCUGUCGAGGCGGCUGUCGGGGCCCCCGAUGUGGCCGCUGGUGGGCAGCCUCCCCAGCGUCGUGGUGAACCGGAAGCGGGUCCACGACUGGAUCGCCGACAACCUGCGCGCCACGGGCGAGGCGGCGACGUACCAGACGUGCAUCCUGCCGCUGCCGUUCCUGGCGCGGCGGCAGGGGCUGGUGACGGUGACGUGCAACCCGCGGAACCUGGAGCACAUCCUGCGCGCGCGCUUCGACAACUACCCCAAGGGCCCCAUGUGGCAGGCGGCGUUCCACGACCUCCUCGGCCAGGGCAUCUUCAACUCCGACGGCGAGACCUGGCUGCUCCAGCGCAAGACGGCGGCGCUCGAGUUCACCACCCGGACGCUGCGCCAGGCCAUGGCGCGCUGGGCCAACCGCUCCAUCAAGGACCGCCUGUGGCGCAUCCUCGCCGACCACUGCGACGCCGCUGCCAGCGUCGACCUCCAGGACCUCCUGCUGCGUCUCACCUUCGAUAACAUCUGCGGGCUGACCUUCGGCAAGGACCCCGAGACGCUGUCGCCGGGCUUGACGGAGAACCCCUUCGCCAACGCCUUCGACGAGGCCACCUUGGCGACCAUGCAGAGGUUUCUGUUCCCCAGCUUCCUGUGGCGGAUCAAGAAGGCGCUGGGCAUCGGCAGCGAGCACAGCCUCCGCAAGAGCCUCGCAGUGGUGGACCAGUUCAUGACGGAGACCAUCGCGGCGCGCAAGGCCACGCCGUCCGACGACCUGCUGUCCCGGUUCAUGAAGAAGCGCGACAGCAACGGCAAGGCGUUCCCGGAGCACGUGCUGCAGUGGAUCGCGCUCAACUUCCUGCUCGCGGGCCGCGACACGUCGUCCGUCGCGCUCAGCUGGUUCUUCUGGACGGUCAUGCAGAGGCCCGACGUGGAGCGCAAGGUGCUCCUCGAGAUCGCGUCCGUGCUCAGGGAAACGCGCGGCGAGGACACGGGGAGUCUAGCGAAAGUAGGACUAUCAACAUUUAUGGGGAGGCAUGCCCCUAUUUCAAAUCCUCGUGAGGGCGAGGCCUUGAUCCUGUUGUUUAACCAUGCGGUAGAUGCAAGAGAUGCUAGCCACAUCGAGGUCUAUUGGGUCAUUUGA